Messenger RNA from Ipomoea triloba (trilobed morning glory), 1199 nucleotides. RefSeq lists its product as uncharacterized. The record is from RefSeq and is a predicted model, not a curated record. Bases 275 to 1003 code for a protein of 242 amino acids. NCBI's taxonomy places the organism in Eukaryota, Viridiplantae, Streptophyta, Magnoliopsida, Solanales, Convolvulaceae. The transcript is spliced from 6 exons.
CCAAAUGGAAACCAAACAACUCAGGCGGCUUACGCCACCACCGAUCCCAAAUUGUAUUUUUCCCUAAACCCAAAUUUACAUUUCUCCUCUUGAUUUUGGAUCCGACCCGGUUUGAGAGCUUAAGUUCCAACCUCCGAACCCUAGCCAUGGGGUAUUCCAAUUCACCAAUCGCAUAAGAAGCACAGAGGUCUAGUUGACUUCAAACCCUUCGCCGCUUUUUUGUCCCGUCCUCGUCGCGUGCAUAGGUGAUUAGGUGGUUGUGGAUUGCUUGGGCAUGGAGGUGACGGGUGUCGGUGCGGAUGAGAAGACGAUCCGGGUUGUGAGAGCCAAUUCGGGGACGGAUCGUGUUCGGGUGAAGAGACAGACCCUGGAGACGGUGCUCCAGCAGUGCCAGAGAGCUCUUGAGCUCCUUAAUUCCGUAGGGGGUACUGAGGAAGACGACGACGACGAUGUUGGAGAUGCUGGGAGAGAUGUUGUGGAGGAGAACGAUGAGACCUCAUCCACGCCGUCUCCUGAUGCUGAGACGGAGGAGUUAUGUGAUCUCUUGAAAUCUAGAGUUGAUAGCCCAGAUUUCCUUCAAAAGCUAGAAAAUGCCCAAGCAUCAGUUCCCCAAAGUAUUGCUGAAGAAUGCAGUUCAUGGGACAUAGUCAAUGACAGUGAUCUGUGGGAAAGUGGAGAUCCUGAAUUGGACAAUGAGGAUUAUGUUUUAGUUCGGCAAGAAGACAUAGUGGAUGGUAUAGCAUGUUUCAUGGCUGCAUAUCUGUUGUCUCUUAAACAAACUAAGGAUCUGACACCAAACCAAUUGCAGGAAGCCCUCAGCAAGACAUUCUCUGUAAAAAAGAAGAAAGGAAAGCUUCGGAAGGCAUGGGAUGGAAGCAAAAUCAUUUAUAAUGUAGCAUCUUGGGGGGCAACAGCAGUUGGGAUAUACCAAAACCCGGCCAUUCUUAGAGCUGCCACGGCAGCCUUCUGGACAUCCUGCCAUGUUAUAUCAAAGCUGUUCUGAGCAGCAAAUGUAAAUAGGUGGAAGAAGUUUGAUUCUCAGAAUGAUGUAGUGGUCAGACUGCCAUAGUAGCCUGAAACGUUCAUCUACUAUCUGUAACAUAAGUUCCAUUCUUUCGUGCAAAUUUGAUCAAUGUCUCCUGUCAAUUAGUCCUGUAAAUAUGUUAUGCCUUCAAUUGAAAUGCCCUUUGUGUGUAGAA